CUACAAGAAAAAAAAACGUAAGGAAAAGAUUGGAUCAAUUUCUCCCAACUGCACAAAGCACCGCUGACCAAAGCCCAAAAGAAAGUAAGUAAACAAGAUGGCGGCAAAUUUGAGUAUAGAUGAGGUACUGGCAGGGCUAGCGUCAAUGGGUUUUGAAAUCAGUGAAUGCCAAGAAGCAAUACACGCAGGAAACACAACUAUAGAAUCUGCUAUUGAAUGGCUAGUUAAUGUGAAACAGCCCAAGCAAACCUCCCAGCACUCUUCAGAGGAAUUUAUUAGAGCAUCAACAUCAUCAGUUGUACCAGCUUCUGAGGCUGUCACACCAAGUGGUUCCUUAACUUCCAGAUAUGCAGCAAGUGAAGAAAGCAGAGCUGCAAAGGAGAAUUUUCUAAGGAAAGAGAGAGAAGUGGCUCGCAUAGAAGCAAAGAAAAGGAAACUUGAAGAAAUAAAGGCCAGAGAAUUAGCAUUAAAGCAGAUUGCAGAUGACAAAGAAAUGAGGAAAAGUAGAACAUCUUACAAGUCUCCUCCAACAACAGGCGUGGCAACAACGCUACCCACUGCAACAUCAAGCUCACCAGCUGACUCACACCUCACUAUGUUACAGGUUCGACUACCUGAUGGGCUUGUAAGGAAGGUCUCUAUGGCAGCAGAUACUAUCCUUGAGAAAGCUGUAACAUCUGUCUGCCCAGAUACCUCUAUAAGGUCUGGAGAAGCUGAAAUCAUACAGCCCUUCCCUCAUAAAGUGUUUACCCCACAAGAGAUGUCCAUGAGUCUUAAGGAUGUUGGGCUACACCCUUCAGGGUCUAUCGUAAUCAGGAUGCUUUACAAUCAACAGUCAAGAGACAAUGACCAGAGUCUUGGAGUAUUACCACUUAGAGGAACAGAUCAGCCAGCAUUGCAGGAAAACCAUCAGGCUAUACCAGAUCUACCUGGGGGUGACAAUGAGCUUGAGAUACCAGACCCUGAAGACCAUGAUGAAGAACACCAACAUGAUCCUUAUGAUCAGAUGGCUGGUCUGGACCCUGGAAAUGUGGCCAUGCUUCCUAGAAUGCCACAAUUUGGCCCGGCAAGACGGCAUGUUUGGGGUGAUGGUGUUCGGCUUGGUGAGCCCAACCCUCAUGCUCGACCAUCUCAGCAUGGACAUGUAUUGCCUUCAAAUGAAGAUGCAGGACGGAGGCAGGAAAUGAUAGCUCAGUGUUUGCAAAGGUUUGCAGAAUCUAACCAGGAAGUCGAAGAUAUUCUUCAACUCCACAGAGAUGUACCAAGGUUGGAAGACCUAUGUAUCACUAAUGUCUCCCUGCGGCUGGCAGGACAGCGACACCUUCAACCACUGGUCACACUUGGUGUUUUACCACAUAAUGUGUGUGACAAAAUUAUAAGCCGACUGGUGGAAGACAAAGCCUUGACACCUAAAGUACUGCAUGCUUUUAUUUCAUGCUGCUUACGGUACAUCAAACUGGACUGCUACUUGCUUGUCACUAAUGAUCUUCUUGCUGAACUCAGGUUCCAUAGACAGCUUGUGCACUUGAGCAUAAAGUCUUGCCCAAUCAUCACAGAUAAAGCACUUGAGGCAGUUGUUGUUCUGAAAAGACUUCAAACUUUGAACCUGAGUCAGUGCACUCAAAUCACAGACAAAUGCUUCUCUUAUUUAAAAGAUUUGCCAGCAUUAACAACCCUUCAGCUUGAUAACACAAAGAUCUCUGAUAAGGGGCUGAUGUAUUUCAGUGGCCAUGCAAAUUGCAUCCAGACGCUUGUCCACCUGAGCUUGAAUGGUACAGGUGUCACCAAUCAGGGUACAGCAAGUCUGGCAGAUUGGAAGAUUCUGCGGAUCCUUGGUCUCGAGAACACCAAGAUUACAUCGCUGGAUGUGAUACGCCACCUACAGCAUCUGAAAACCCUGAAUGUGGCUUUUACUGGUGUUACUGAUGAGUGCCUGGUAGCGUUGAACUCUCACCCUUCCUUAUCCUCGCUUAAUAUUCUUCAGACCAGUGUCACAGACAGAGGUCUUCAGCACCUAAAAGGCCUUCAGUUGACACACUUAAAGUUACCAGGUAGAUUGUCUAUCACGGAUCAGGGACUCUUGGCAAUACAGGGGUUGCCGCUGUCAUCCCUAGAUCUGUCGGACUAUCGUAAUAUUACGGACUCUGGUGUCCAGUAUAUAGCUGGUAUGACAAGUUUGACGAGACUGUUACUUAGUAACACACGCCUCACAGAUGAAGGGAUGGUCCAACUAUCAGGCCUUGCCAAGCUUGUGGAGCUGAACGUAGACAGGACCGUCGUCACAGAUAAAGGAAGCCGAGUGUUGUCGAAUUUCGCGAAUCUUCAAAUCCUCGGUCUGUCUUCGACUGGAGUCACGGAUAAGCUGUUGCGUGAUGGUGUGCUCAAUCGGUGCAAGAAGUUGUGUAAGCUGAAUCUUAGCCGGACGAGUGUGACAAACCGCGGCAUCAAACACCUGGAGCUGAAUUCAUUGACUCUUCUGAAUCUCGACUGGACUCGAGUGACCGCCGACUGUGGGCUGCUACUUACAGGUUGUCCGGCGCUUAAAGCACUCCGUAUGAGUAACUGUACCCCUCCCAGCCCUGGGGACGAGUCUGGUUCAGAUGAUGAGGACCAAGGAUAGAACCGAAGGAUCUAAGACGAGACGAAUCCCUCAAGAGAUGGCGAAGAAGGAGAGGCCGGAGACAAAUGAUAGGGAAACGCCCCUCCCCCUACCACAUGUCGCACCCCAUUACGAAGGAAACGUAUUUUCCACUGUUAUAAAGAAAAAAAUGGAGUCAUAGGAUUAACUAAUAAAACAGUGAAAACUUGGACCUUGAGUGUAAAAAUUGGGAAUAAAACAAUGGGCAUGAUAUAUGUGAAAUGCGACGUUUGUUCGCUUGUUGAACAGAGUUCGUAAUAAAGAAAUAUUUAUAGUAAAA
Molecule: messenger RNA, 2918 nt
Organism: Nematostella vectensis (starlet sea anemone)
Lineage: Eukaryota; Metazoa; Cnidaria; Anthozoa; Actiniaria; Edwardsiidae
Exons: 22
Coding region: 98-2620 (840 amino acids)
Biological process (GO): SCF-dependent proteasomal ubiquitin-dependent protein catabolic process
Cellular component (GO): SCF ubiquitin ligase complex
Molecular function (GO): protein binding
Source: RefSeq, a predicted model, not a curated record